Sturnus vulgaris (Common starling) is the source of this 938-nucleotide messenger RNA. RefSeq names its product protachykinin-1. NCBI's taxonomy places the organism in Eukaryota, Metazoa, Chordata, Aves, Passeriformes, Sturnidae. The record is from RefSeq and is a predicted model, not a curated record. Gene Ontology annotation, biological process: tachykinin receptor signaling pathway.
GUCGAGGCGGCGAUGAGGCUCCCGCUGGCUUUGGCCGUGCUCCUCCUGGCCUCGUCGCAGGCGUUGGGCGAGGAGAUGGGAACCACCGACGACCUCAGCUACUGGUCCGACUGGUCGGACGGUGACCAGGCGAAGGAGGAGCUGCCGCUGCCCCUGGAGCACUUCCUGCAGAGGAUGGCCCGCAGACCCCGGCCCCAGCAGUUCUUCGGCCUCAUGGGCAAGCGGGAUGCCGGAUAUGGCCAGAUCUCUCAUAAAAGGCAUAAAACAGACUCCUUUGUUGGACUUAUGGGCAAAAGAUCUUUAAAUUCUGGGUCCUCUGAAGGGAGCGUAGCACAGAAUUACGAACGGAGGCGUAAAUGAGAUAUUCCCGUGCAUUAUUUAUUAAACUUCAUUUGUCCUAAUGGCCAAUGCUGUGUAAUAUAAACUAACCACUGUAUGAAAGAAUUAUUUAUUUAAUAACUGAAGAGGUUUGGGGUUUUUUUGAGUUGUACAUUCAAUAAAAUUAUUAUUUUUCAUAUUGUGGCAGUGACACAUGUUGUGUAGGUGUGUUGUGGUUCUGAAAGGACCAGCAACCCUGGUGAUGUCUCACAACAAAGCACAUUAUUUGAUAUGACCUGUAAAGUUAUGUUUACUAAACAAGCAAGUGUUCUUUUGUUCAUUGAAAGCGAGUCUAUCAGCUUCACAGCUAGUGCAGAACAGAACUGAUGUUCAGUCUAGUGCCUCAAUUUGUUUUCAUGGUUUAUAAUGUACUGUACUUUCUGUAUCGAAAAUAUAUUUGUAUCACUGCAGCAUGUUUUAUGUUCUGUGAUUAUGUAUCAAUAUAUUUUAAAAAGGGGGAUGGAUAAUGUUUGAAUGGGAAUCCAAGGUCUUCAUUUCAUAGUCUGGAAUUUUAUGAUAGUAACAUUUUAAAUAAAAACUACUCUGAGGCUUUUGCAACA